Danaus plexippus (monarch butterfly) is the source of this 1891-nucleotide messenger RNA. Its product is annotated as probable cytochrome P450 305a1. The record is from RefSeq and is a predicted model, not a curated record. The transcript is spliced from 8 exons. NCBI's taxonomy places the organism in Eukaryota, Metazoa, Arthropoda, Insecta, Lepidoptera, Nymphalidae. Bases 191 to 1642 code for a protein of 483 amino acids. Gene Ontology annotation, molecular function: iron ion binding; heme binding; oxidoreductase activity, acting on paired donors, with incorporation or reduction of molecular oxygen.
UCACCAUGAAAAAACAUUGCUGUGCAUAACUAACGAUGAGAAAUUAUUAUAGUAUAUAUUUUCUUAUGAUUUUUUUUCAUUCGGAUGACUUAAGUAUAUAAACUAACGUUUCACAAAACAGUCUCAUUGUUUUACGGACAGUGGACUGAUAUACAAAUUCUACUUUCAGUAAACGUAUUGUGCAAAAAUAAUGUUACUAUUCAUUUUGAUCGUAAUGCUUGUUGUGGUGUAUAUGACGAAGACUGUCAUCAAGCCGAAAAACUAUCCACCAGGUCCGCAAUGGUAUCCGUUUUUUGGUUGUAACAAUAUUAUCCAUGCAAAAGCUAUUAAGUUCGGGUCUCAAUAUAAAGCAUUGCAGGAGAUGGCCAAAGAAUAUAGGACUCAGGUACUUGGCUUAAAAAUGGGGAGUGACAUGGUGGUAGCAGUGUUUGGUGAAAAAAAUAUACGAUUUGUGUGCAACGAUUUGAAUUUCGAUGCUCGGCCAGAGAGUUUUUUUAUAAAGUUGAGAACUUUUGGAAAAAAAUGCGGAAUAACAUUUGUAGACGGUCCUCUUUGGCGUGAGCACAGACAGUUUGUUAUGAAAUGUUUAAGAAAAGAAGGUUUUGCUAAAGAAGUUAUGGAGUCUGAUAUUCAAGCAAAAACUGAGAAAAUUUUAGAGAUUUUAAAAAAUUCCAAUGGAACCCCUGUUAAUAUUAGAUUUCUCGUUGCAAUGGCUGUCACAAAUAUUUUAUGGAAGUACGUUGCAGGCGAGCAUCUUAGAGAAACGCAGUUACAUAAGUUUAUUUUGCUUAUGAGCAAACGCUCCGAAGUAUUUACUAUGGCUGGCGGCUGGCUUAACCAAUGGCCUUGGCUUAGGUUUAUAGCACCAAAUUGGUCAGGAUUUUCAAUAAUACAGAAAAUGAAUUCGGAAAUGUUUGAAAUAAUUCAGGAAUCCAUAAGAAAACACAGAGAAGGAAAAGUGAAAGGAUCGGACUAUAUUUACAAAUUUAUGAAUGAAAUGUACAGGGAGUCUUUUACCGAAGACCAACUGAGAGGUGUUCUCGUGGAUUUUCUCAUAGCUAGUACUCAAACUACGGGCAGUAUCAUAGGGUUUGCGAUUAUAUCAUUAAUACGAAAUAAGGACAUAUAUGAUAAAAUAUACAAUGAAAUUAACAUGAUAUUAGGUAAAAAUCCCCCAAAUUCAAAGGAUUGCACACGACUCGUUUAUACAUCCGCUUUUCUGUAUGAAAUCUUGAGAAAGUUUACAAUAGCACCAUUUUCGGGGCCUAGAAGGACAUUAAAAGACACCAUCAUAGACGGGUACAAUAUUCCGAAAGGAACUACAAUACUCAUAUCACUAGAUGAUUUGCACUCAAGUUCGGAAAUAUGGAAUGAUCCCGAACAACUAAUACCAGAGAGAUUUAUUGACGAAAACGGAGCCUUAAAAAACACAAACAAAGUUUAUCCAUUUGGUUUGGGUCGCAGAGCUUGUCCAGGAGAGCCACUAUCCAAGUCAUUUAUAUUUAUUUUUAUAGUGUCUAUCAUACAAAAGUACAAAAUAGAAUGUAGUGAUGGAGAAAUGCCUUCUGAUGAACCCAUUAUUGGAAUACUUACCGAACCCAAACCAUUUACAGCAAGAUUUAUAGAAAGACCCGAUGCAUGAUGGUCUUUAAAGUUUCAUAUGCAAAAGAAAUUAAUUUACCAAGUUAAGAAUUGGAGAAUUCAUAGGAACUGAAUGACUUGAAGUACUGUAUUUUAUGCAUGUAUAUCAAGGCAGGUGUUGGGUUUGCGAGUUUGGGGUUUGAUUAUUUAGAAAGCCAAAGAACAUGAAAAUAUUUGUUUUAAGUUAUUUGGAACGGUAUUAAGAUUUUCAUUAUUCCAUCCCAUCAAAAUUUGAGAUACUGGGUGGAAU